This is a messenger RNA of Rhodotorula graminis WP1, 5533 nucleotides long. RefSeq lists its product as uncharacterized. Gene Ontology annotation, biological process: signal transduction. The coding region runs from base 1 to 5508 and encodes 1835 amino acids. Lineage: Eukaryota; Fungi; Basidiomycota; Microbotryomycetes; Sporidiobolales; Sporidiobolaceae. The record is from RefSeq and is a predicted model, not a curated record. The transcript is spliced from 5 exons.
AUGUCGUUCCUCUCGCGCUUCGCAUCGCGCAAGGGCAAGGACCGCUCGACCAAGCGCUCCCCCUCGGACCCGUCGUCGUCGUCCAGCGCCGCCCAAACCCGCCAGGACCUCCUCCCUCUCACCCUCCCGACCUCGUCCCUCCUCGCCGACGCCUCACGCGCCAACCCGCUCCUCCUGUCGCCCACCUCGCACGCCGGCACACGGUCACACACCGCCCUCGACGCCGACGACGACGACCUGCGCUCGCUCCGCAGCGUCGACACGACGCCCUGGGUCCACGUCGACGCCGCGACGGCCGCCGACUCGCCCGUCAAGCCGCGCCCUGGUGCGCCGUCGACGCCGCACCGCGAGCACCGCGAGCGGGUCGACCCGGCGCGCGAGAAGCGCGAGCGCGUCCGCCUCGAGCGCGCACGGCUCGGGCCCGCAGAGGUGACGCUCCUGCUCGACGAGUGCGGGGGCGUCAUCCGCUCGCGAGGCCUGACGACCCUCGGCCUGUUCCGCCCGUAUCGCGCAUCCGAGUCGCGCUCGGCCAUCCGGGCCCUGUGCCUCGCCUUCCUCGACUACGUCGCCGAGUGCGCCGCGAGCGCUUCUCGAGGAGGCGGUCCGGGCGUCGACGGCAGCGGCGGCGGUGCGGGAGCGAGGGCAGACGACGCGCGAGGGACCGAGGCGAGUAAGGCGGUGCUGCUGCAUGCGUUCAGGGAGGAGCUGCGGUACGCGGGCGUGCACGACGUCGUCGCCGUGCUCAAGUGGGGUCUCCGCCACCUCGUCUACCCACCAGGCACCUCGUUCGCCGGUCGCGGCGUCCCGUCGCUCGACUUCUACACAACUUUCGUCGCCCGCACCACGCCCGUCUUGCCGCCACUCGCCUUCUCCGCCUUCCUCCUCCCCUCCCUCCCUCCUGCUUCCCAGUCCCUCCUCCUGUCUGCCCUCGGCCUCAUCCAGGCCGUUGCCGCCCACGCCCAGGAGAAUGCCAUGCCCGCCCACCGCCUGUGCCGCCUCUUUGCCGCCUACCUCUUCGGCGUGCACCCUGCCGCCUCGACCGCCACACUUUCCUCAUCGACCUCGACCUCGACCUCGUUCGACACGGCGCACGAGCAGUUCUGCCGCGCCGGCGACGCCCUCGAGGGCAUGCUGCGCGCCUCGCUCGCCGAGCAGACGGACCUCCCGCCCCGGCUCGCCGAGCUCGUCGAUGCGCCCGCAGCCGCCGGUCGCGAGCUCGAGUACGAGCGCACCGUGCGCGUCCUGCGCGUCGAGCUCGAGACGCGCGGCGAGUGGGACGCGGCGACGGCGGCGGCGGCGGGCGAGGGCCGUAUCAACGACCAGGACACGGGGCGCGCAGCGGCCUUGCCGCGUGCGCCCGGGCAGGGCGGCAGCACGGCGGCGCGCAGGAUGCCGCUCGACGUCCUGCGCGAGGCGCUCGCGCUCGAGAGCGUCGGCGGCGACGGCGACGGUGACGCGGCGGCGCAGGUGUGGGACGCGCUGCGGGCGUGCGCGAGUGCGCAGAACGGCGGGCCCGAGGCGCUCCUCGACGGCGAGGUCGUGCGCGUGCUCGACCUUGUCGGACUCGGCGCGGCGGGCGACGGCGGCGAGGUGCCGUUCGCGCUCCUCGGCGGCGGCGGUGCGGGCGGCGCCAGGGGCCGCACGAUGAGCCACAAUGCGGCCGACGCAGGCACAGGUGUCGGGCAGGGCGAGCUGGGCUCGCUCGCCGGGCGCCUGGCGAGCCGCAGCACGGGCAACCUCCUCGCGCCGUCCAAGCCAGCGAGCUGGGACGUCUUUGCCUCGAGCGGGUUCGCCCCGACGCCGGCCGACGACCUCGGCCUCCUGAGCGAGGCGCAGCUCCUGCACCGCGCCGAGGCGCUCGCGGCGGCGCAGCGGCGCGCCCGCCCCAAGCCCGUCUCGCGCCUCGUCGGCGUCAGCCUGUCCUCGGUCGACGAGGCGUUCGCCGACCUGUGGCUCGACUCGCUCGACGAGACGCGCUCGACGCAGAGCCCGUGCGCCGCGUGGCCGUCGAUGGUCCUUGCGCCCCUCGAGCGCGACGUCGCGGCGCAGCUCGGCGACGAGGCGGCCCGUGCGUUGGUGCGGCACCUCCUCGUCGUCGAGGUCCUCCUCCCGCUCGAGCAGCGCCGCCCGUCCCUCGCUCCGCCACCGACCCUCGCACCGCCUCCCUUUGCGCGCGCGGGCUCGUCCGUCGCCCCGUCGUCGCGCGACAAGGACGGCGCAGGUGGCGGUUUUCCCGGCGCCAGGUGGCGUCGCCGCGCGAGCGCCAUCUUCAGCCACUCGGCCGUCAACCUCGGCGAGCCUCCUGUCGUCGCCAACGGCGGGCCGAGCGGGUCGAACGGCGCCAGGUCCGUCUCGUCGCCGCCGCCGUCGACCUCGCCUACUUCGCCGCGCCGCACCCGCAUGUCGUUUGGCCGCCCUGCCCCUCCCUUCUCGUCCUCCUCCUCGCGCACCCAGCCCGCGCCCGCCGUCCCUCCUAUCCCCUCGCUCCCGUCGAGCCCGUCGAGCGGCACGAUCGGCGGCCACUUGGAGCGAGGAGGCGGGCCGGGCACGUUCGUGCGCUCGAUCUCGCAGGGCUUCGCGAGCGCGCGCAGGAAGACGUCGCGCCAGAGCAUGUACGGCGGCAGUGCGCCUGCGCCGCCGCUCGAGGCGCCGCUCGAGGACCAGGAGGCGGCCGCGGCGGUCCCGGUCCCGUCGUCGCCGCAGCGGUGGGAGAGCGGCGUUCUGCCGCAGGUCGAGGCGGGUGGAGCAGGCGGUGACGGCGAGGUGCGAGGGUACGACGUCGCGACGCCCGAGGGCAGCCCGGUCCUGCCGCGCUCCAGCUCGGGCGCCCUGCUCGCGCCGCAGUCGCUCGACGGCUACGGCGGCGGCGCCGCGAGGGAGGGUGCGCCGCCGCUCGGCCAGGUCGCAGUACCGUCGCCGGUCAUGGAGGAGCAGGAGCUGUUCGAGGGCCAGCCGGCCGACAUGCAGCGCUCGGCUUCCGUCGAUCCUCUCUCGGGCUCGCCCAGCUACCUCGAAUCGGAACCACUUGCUCCCCAACACGGUGCGGCAUUCGACAACCUCGCCUCGCUCGAGCCCGUCCUCUCCGCCGAGCCGCCGCUUGCCGCAGUUGGGCCGCCGCCGCUCCAGCCUGGCGCAGCGCCCGUGGACGCCAUCGACCAGGUCGACCAGGUCGCUCUCGCGCACGGCGAGGCGAGCGAGCCGCAGCUCGUGCCCGUCGUCGAGCAGGGCCAGGACGUCGUGCCGCCGCCGCAGGUCCCCGAGACGGCCGACCUGCCCGCUCUCGCCGCCGCCGAGGACCCCGACGCUCCUCCUUUUGCCUCGACCUCCAUCGAGACGGCCGUCCCUGCCGGCGAGAUGACGGCAACGGCGCCGGGCUCGCACACGCCGACCGACCACCCCGCCAAGUCGCUCGUCGUCGACCAGCCCGAGACGAUCACGGCCGAGACGCCUACCUCGCCGCUCGUCACGCUGUCGCCACCGCCUAUGGAGCAGUCGAACGAGAUGCACGGAGCGAGCGAGCACCAGGACGAGCUUUUCAAGACGGACGAGGACGGUCCUCAGCACGAGGUUCAGCAAGACCCGCCUGUCAGCGCCGUCGUCGGUCUCGGCCUCGUCGACGCUCCUGCACCUCCUGCCCAAGACGACGCCAUCGCCCCAGCGACCCCGUCUAAGGACGCGCCGCCGUCGCCUUCCGCCCACGACCCUCACAUGCCGAGCUCGACCGCCAUGGCGCAAACCCUCUCGGCAGCCUCGGCUCGCUCCGGCGACUCGCGCUCGUCCCUCGCCGCGCCCAAGUCGCCGACCCCUUCGACGGGUUCGACGAGCUCGACCAGUUCGCGCAAGUUCCUCGCGUCCGUCGGCGGGUUCCUCAGGCGCAAGAAGAGCACCGUGUCGAAGGAGCAGGCCAAGCGCGACAAGGCCGAGGCGGCAGCUCGCGAGGAGCGCGAGGCCAAGGAGCUGCGCAAGCUCCGCGAGGAGGAGCUCUACCGCGAGAUCAAGGAGCGCAAAACGCCGACGCCCGUGUCGAACGUCAAGGCGCGUGUGCGCGAGAUCGAGGAGGAGGAGCAGCAGGCGGUCGGCUCGGGCAGCGUCGUCAGCCCAACGAGCCCAACGAGCCCGAGCCGCCCGGCGAGCCCCAAGACGCCGUCUCGGAGCCGGACGGCGAGCGGCGGCCCUCGUCCGGCGACGCCGACACGCAGCCUCGCCCGCCCGGGCUCGAUGAUGAGCCUGCGCUCGGCGGCGGCGAGCCGGGCCGCUGUGCCCGACCUGCCGUUGCCGCCCAUCCCUGCGCUGGCGACCAACGGGACGGGCGCCGAGGCGCCACACGCUGGGCCUGCCGUCCCGCUCGUCGCCCCGAGCGCCGAGUCGACGUCACUCGGCGCAGCAGCAGCCGGCCUGCCGUCGCUCGUCGCCGCCGAUGCAGCACUAGCCGACGACGACAUCACGGGCCCAGUUAUGCCUGCCGUCGUCGACACACCGGCGCAAGAGUCGCAGCACCUCCACGUCAAGGUGCCGACCGCGCUCGAGGACCUUCCCUCUCCCCUUCCCUCGCCGACCCCGCGUUCCGCCUCGACCGACGUGCCCCCUCUCCUCGCCCACGACGACGAUCUCACGGCUCCUCUCGCCGACGUCGCUCCUCCCGUCUUUGCGCUCGCGACGGCGUCCGAGCCGGUCUCGGUCGCCGACGUCGAGACGCUCCUUUCCGACCCCGGCGAGGCCCGAGCGGCCAUCCUCCCGUCGAUCGACGUCUCGUCGCCCACCCCAGCGCCGCAGAAGCCUGAGCAUCUGCACGUCAAGGUGCCCUCGGCGCUCGAGGACCUCCUCCCGCCUGCGCCGUCGCCGACGCCGGGAGCGAACGGGCACGAGUCGGGCGCAGCGGCCGUCCUCGUCGACGAGGACGUCACCGAGACGAUCCCUGACGUCCGUUCGCCCGUCUCUACGUCUGUGGACACGGCGGGUGAGGGCGAGGAGCCUGUAUCGGCGGCGCGGGCGGGCGAAGAUGCCCUCGCGCCCGUCGAGGACGCUCAAGCGCAGGACGAGGACCUCGCAUCGACGAGCGAGGUCGCGUCUCGCAGCGACGACGAUGCGCAUGUCGAGUUCAUGGGAGGACACGCCCAGCGGGCGAGCGACGAGACGGUUGUCGCCGCGAGCGACCCAAUCCGCCUCGGCGAGCCCGCGCAGCACGUCGUCGUCUCGCCCUCCCUCGAGCCUCCUUCCACCCCGGUCAAGCCCUCCUCCUCCUCCCCGUCCAGCUUCACGCCGACUGCGCACGCCACCCCCGUCGCUCCCGCCACAGACGACGUCUUCUCGGCCCCGCCUCCCGCCUCGACCGCCGCCGACGCGACGCCGACCAAGCCGACCGCACCUCUGCCGCACCCUCUUCUGCGCACCUCGACGUCGCAGUACUCAAUGUCGACGACGCGCAGCUUCCAGACGGCCGACUCGUCGGCGCAAUCGUCGGCCACCGAGGGCGAAUGGGAACCGGCGGCGUCGCGCGAGGCCUUCUGAGGCACCUCUUCUCAGCCGCCCGCCC